This is a messenger RNA of Drosophila arizonae, 1161 nucleotides long. RefSeq lists its product as uncharacterized. The record is from RefSeq and is a predicted model, not a curated record. Lineage: Eukaryota; Metazoa; Arthropoda; Insecta; Diptera; Drosophilidae.
AAUUGGAAAAUCAUUUGUUAUUGUUUUAUUUUGUUUUAAUUUUUGUUUGUUUUGUUUGGUUUUAUUUUUUAAGUAACAUUGAUGAAGUUGUGCAUGUUCUGGUUAGUAUCUGCUUUUCCAGUGGCCUUUCCUACUGUCAAAAUCGAGAAAGUUGCAAAUUAACGAAUGGAUCGCCGUGAAGCCGAUGUAUAUGGAGGUCCGCCGAAUCUAAAUUUAAGUCACGAGGUGCGCAUCUAUUUGCUGAGCGCAAUGUUCGCCCUCGCAGCCCUGAUCCAAUGGAUACUCAUUGGAUACUUUUCGGAUUGGCGCAAAUACAAAAUGCCCCAGGAGCGCUAUGGCUUCUGGCUGAUGGCCACAUUCUUUGGCAUCUGUUUGCUGUCCUGUACGCCGUGCGGUCGUCGCUGUCCCUGGAACGUGAUGCUCGUUAUAAUCAUUGUUGAAUCGUCUACGCUCUACAUUGCGGUCGAGCAGCAGAAUUCCAGGGGAUAUAUGGUCAAUAUAUAUGCUGUCACAAUUGUGUUCUUGGUGGUCAUCACAUCCAUCUUCUAUGGUGCGUACUUUCCAAUGCGUAUGGUGCCAGGUGAUCUGAUGCUCAGCCUGGGCGUCGCAGUUGCCAAUAUAAUGAUGAUACUGUUCUUCCUCAAUGCGUUCAUCAUCAAGAACGAUACUAUAUUUACUAUAGUGCGUAACUAUUUUGCCUUCACAGCGAUCACAAUGAUCAUGUAUACGGCCACCAUAAUACACGAUCGGCAAUCCGAUGUGCCCAAACACGAAUAUAUCUAUCUCAGUGUUUUGCUCUUCUUUGGCCAAAUGAUACUCCACGAACGCAUCCUGGCCAUUUCCGCGAGUACGACACGCUCGCAGGCAUGCGAGUCAACAAAAGCCAUUUAGAUCUAUUCCAAAACUCAAGUCUAGGCAAACAUAUUGUAAGGCAACUCUUCAGCCUGGCCCAUGGAUGAGUUGCGUUUGGACAGCAAGAAGAUUGUAUUUGUAGGCCACGAUAACCAGCAGGGAAUUACGUGAAUCCAUUUGAUAUGUACACAUGGAAAUUUAGUCAAGACAUAAUAAUACUAUGUUAAUUUAACCCAAUCAGAGACGAAGAUAUGCAGAAAUGUGAAGCAAAUAUUAGGACACAUCAUUAAAAAUAAAAUUUCAGCUGUU